UUUUAGAACAGAGUCUUUGGUGACGUAUUGCCCUGAAGAUGGCGGAAGUUCGUUCCUGAUCUAAACCGGAUUCGCUCGGUACGGAUUGUCUAAUAAACUCUUUGAAGACGGAUCGAUUCGGCUUCACGCCUCACAUCUGACCCGCCGAUAUAUUCGGGUGUCCGUGUAGCCGUGUGUCAUGGCCUGCAGUGUUGCUAAAGCAGGCCCUGUUAAUGGCUUUCCUAUGAAAGCGCAGCUGCAGAUCAUGGUGAUCUCGGCCAAACUCAAGGACAACAAGAAGAACUGGUUCGGCCCGAGUCCGUACGUGGAGGUGUGUGUGGACGGCCAGUCCAAAAAGACGGAGAAAUGCAACAACACACACUCGCCCAAAUGGAAGCAGCCGCUCACUGUGAUCGUGACUCCGUUCAGCAAGCUGAUCUUCCGUGUUUGGAGUCACCAGACGCUGAAGUCGGACGUUCUGCUGGGUUUGGCCACCCUCGACGUCAGCGAGACGCUCAAAUCACAUGACAUGAAGAUCUGUGAGGUGGUGCAGACGCUGCAGCUGUGCGCAGACAGAGAUCCGUCUGAUAACAUCGGCGAUCUGUCCGUGUGUCUGGACGGUCUGCAGGUGGAUCCUGAAAUGUUCCAGUCGGCCGAGGCCCUCAAGCAGAAUACUUUAAACGGGGGAUCUGAGCUUAAUGACGACUCAAGCAGAAGUAGAGACCCGUCUCCAUCGGUCACAGAUGGUCAGGAGCAGCCGUCGGCUCCUAACGGCCGUGUGAACGGCAUGGACUCUCCUUCAGCAUCAUCCAGAGGGUCGCGACCCCAGAGACCCCCGCGACCCUCGCGACCUCCGCCGCCGACCCCACGCAGACCCACGUCCUCCCCAGCUUCCUCCACCGGCUCAUUUCCUGAUGGCAGCGAUUCGUCCCGUUCAGACACUCCGGUUCGGAAUCCCACCGGAAGCGGAGCCUUGGAGUCUAGCCCCGCCCCCACAGUGGAGCAGCCUGGUAGGACGUCCCUCAGCGUAGUCCCCGCCCCCAGCAGGAUUCCCAGCAUGGUCAACCCUUGUCCGCUGCCACCUGGUUGGGAGCAGCGGGUGGAUCAGAACGGCCGUGUCUAUUAUGUUGACCAUGUGGAAAAGAGAACAGCAUGGGAGAGACCAGAGCCUCUGCCGACGGGCUGGGAGCGGCGUGUGGACCCGAUGGGCCGGGUGUAUUUUGUGGACCACAUUAGCAGAACCACCACGUGGCAGCAGCCCACAAUGGAGACAGUGCGAAACUACGAGCAGUGGCAGCACCAGCGCAGUCAGCUGCAGGGAGCCAUGCAGCAGUUCAACCAAAGAUUCAUCAUCGGGGAUCAGGCUACAGCCACCCAGAAUAAGGAGUUUGACCCACUGGGACCUCUGCCACAUGGAUGGGAGAAGAGAACGGACAGUAAUGGCAGAGUUUACUUUGUUCAUCACACGACCAGAACGACGCAGUGGGAGGAUCCGCGCACACAAGGUUUGCUGAAUGAGAAACCACUGCCGGAAGGUUGGGAGAUGAGGUUUACGGUUGAUGGCAUCCCUUACUUCGUAGAUCACACCCGGAGAACCACCACUUACAUCGACCCACGGACUGGAAAAUCCUCUCUUGAGAAUGGCCCUCAAAUCACAUACGUACGAGACUUCAAAGCCAAAGUUCAAUACUUCAGAUUCUGGUGUCAGCAAUUAGCAGUGCCACAGCACAUAAAGAUCACCGUCAGCCGCAAAACGCUGUUUGAAGACUCGUUCCAGCAGAUCAUGAGCUUUAACGCUCAGGAUCUCCGGCGCAGGUUGUGGAUCAUCUUCCCCGGGGAGGAGGGGCUUGACUAUGGAGGCGUGGCCAGGGAAUGGUUCUUCCUGUUGUCUCACGAGGUGUUGAACCCCAUGUACUGCCUGUUUGAAUACGCUGGCAAAGACAACUACUGCCUCCAGAUAAACCCCGCCUCCUACAUAAACCCUGACCAAAACAAAUACCUCCUCAUCAUACGACUCAUCACCACCAUGGCCUUGUUUCAUGGGAAAUUCAUCGAUACGGGCUUCUCGCUGCCGUUCUACAAGCGCAUCCUGAACAAGCCCUUGGCCCUGAAAGACUUGGAGUCCAUCGACCCGGAGUUUUACAACUCGCUCAUCUGGAUCAAGGAUAAUAACAUCGAGGAGUGCGGGCUGGAGAUGUUUUUCUCGGUGGAUAAGGAGAUCCUGGGUGAGGUGUCGACUCACGAGCUUAAGCCGGACGGCGGGAACAUCCAGGUCACAGAGGAGAACAAAGAGGAGUACAUCAGGUUGGUGGCAGAGUGGCGUCUGUCUCGUGGUGUCGAGGAACAGACUCAAGCCUUCUUUGAAGGAUUUAAUGAGGUUCUUCCGCAGCAGUACCUCCAGUAUUUCGAUGCCAAAGAGCUGGAGGUGAUGUUAUGUGGAAUGCAAGAAAUAGAUCUGAAUGACUGGCAGAGAAACACCAUUUAUAGACAUUACACCUCCACCAGUAAACAGAUCCUGUGGUUCAAUCAGUUUAUUAAAGAGAUGGACAAUGAGAAGCGCAUGAGACUGUUGCAGUUCGUCAGCGGUACCUGCCGUCUGCCUGUUGGAGGCUUUGCAGACCUAAUGGGGAGUAACGGACCGCAGAAGUUCUGCAUCGAGAAGGUUGGGAAGGAGAACUGGCUUCCCCGCAGCCAUACAUGUUUUAAUCGUCUGGAUCUGCCGCCGUACCGCAGUUACGAGCAGCUGAAGGAGAAGCUGAUGUUUGCUAUUGAGGAGACGGAAGGUUUCGGACAGGAGUGAGACGCUCUCUCUCUCUCAUAUACACACACACACACACACACACACACACACACACACACAAAGAGGACAUCCAUCUCUAAUGCACACUAGUUUUCCUGAGAGGACAGACCGAUGAUCUGACACACAGGUGCAUUAUGGGAAAAUUAGGGUUUCUGCGCUCACCUGUCAUUCGUUAUUAAUUUCUGUAUCCCCGUGAGAUGAGGAGGCUUUAUGCAAGCAUGUCAGAGACGUGACGCUGACGUUUCUACAUGUAAUUAAUCCAGAGAGUGCUGUUCUGAACGACUCCAGAAGAAAGAGCAGACGCUCUGAAGAGUCCCAGAAUGAUCGGAAUGAUUCACCAGAGCUCUGUGAAUGUGUUUUUAUGUUCAUAAACCCUUUGAUGGGUCUCCUUGUGCCUUUUUUCCUCACUGUCAUCCAAACAAACUGAGUUAUUAAAGUGUAGCACUUGACAACAGCAGGAUCUUGAGGUGAGAACCUGAUGGCUUGUUGCACAACUGAUCAAAUUAUUCAUUCAAACUGUCAAGAAACAGCCAGUUUCAUCCCAAAAGCAUUUAGAAAUUGUAUUUUAAAAAUAUUAUUAAAAAUAAAAACCAAUUAAGAUAUUUUGCAUUGUGACUUUAAAACAUGUUCAUGACAAUGAAACACUUUUUUUUUUUCUUUUUUUCUUUUUACAAAUUCUCAUUAGUAUAAUGUGGAAAAUUUAUUUUUCACAUGUUCCUGUAACUGUAAAGUGAAAAAAAACAGUAUAUAUACAUAUACUUUCAAUUGUAAGUAAACAUUGUGUUGUAGUGAAUUUAACUUGUGCUGAUCUAACCAAAAAAAUAAUAAACAUUUAACCAAACUAAUACAUUUGAUAAUUAAAUAACAGAUUUUUUUUUUUUUUUUUACAGAAAUGCAUUUUUUCCACAUUAUGCUAAUAUAAUUUUAAAAAAAUUAAAAAUGUUUGAUUUUCAUGAAAAUACUGUUGCAGUGCAAAAACUGUUACGUAUAUAAGAACAUUGAAAAACCAUUUCAAAUAUAAUGUUAAAACAAUAUAAAAAUAUAUAUAUUUUACUUAAUAUUCAUAGAUAUAUAAAAUAUGAAUUUUGAGGUGAAACAUGGCUUGGACAUUAUGCAAAUGAGUCUAAAAGUUUGCGUGAUUUCAGGACAUUAUUGUUCUUAAUCUCCGAUGUUUCUGAUUUCACGCUCUGGUUCUCCAGCACAAAUUUACAUUACUAAAUUAUUUCUCUGAAAUGAACUGAAAUUGUGUGGUUUUCAGUCGCGGCGCUGGCCUUGAAUCCCUGAAGUGAUAAUGUGAGUUUAUUUGGGCCUAAAUUUGGGAGCAUGCAGUAUUUAUCACAGGUACCGCUCUAGUUCUAUAGGGCGGCUGCUCUAAACGCAGCUUUUUAAGUAUUCUGGAAGCUCUUGGGCUGUUCAGAUCAUAGUUUAUUUCAUUUUUCAUUAAUUAUUUGAAGUGAAUCCUGUCUAAACCACUGGAGGAGCCCAAAGCCCUGCUAUAAAACGUACAGCUGUGAUUCAACGCAUUGCAUUAUGGGUAAUAAUAUCAAGACUCGUAUGGACGACUGUUUUAGGGUGUCAGGGAGGAUCUUUUAGAUUUUCAAAAAAAAAAAAAUCAACAUCAAAUAUUUAUUUAAAAAGCUAUUUUUAUCCAAUUUACCCUGUCUGAAUGAGAAUUUAACCAGUGGUUUAAAUGUGAUAUGGCUCUCUUUUUUUUUCCGACUGAUCCAUGUAAACCAAACCACUAUAUGAACUGAAUCCUGUACAUGGUGUGAAUACUCUCCUCUGUCUUCAGAUUAAUCCAAUGAUUUUAGUAUUAAAGUAGAAGUGGCCGCUUUCACGGUCGUUUCAGAGUUUAUUUACUAGCGUUGAUUUGUAUGUAUAGUCAAAUGUGAAAAUAUGUUCAGCAGUUGAAUAAAAAAUUCUAUGGGAAA
Cyprinus carpio (common carp) is the source of this 4710-nucleotide messenger RNA. RefSeq names its product E3 ubiquitin-protein ligase Itchy. The record is from RefSeq and is a predicted model, not a curated record. The transcript is spliced from 25 exons. Bases 179 to 2779 code for a protein of 866 amino acids. Gene Ontology annotation, molecular function: protein binding; ubiquitin protein ligase activity. Lineage: Eukaryota; Metazoa; Chordata; Actinopteri; Cypriniformes; Cyprinidae. Gene Ontology annotation, biological process: protein K63-linked ubiquitination; ubiquitin-dependent protein catabolic process; protein K48-linked ubiquitination.